This is a messenger RNA of Macrosteles quadrilineatus (aster leafhopper), 2875 nucleotides long. Its product is annotated as zinc finger MYM-type protein 1-like. Lineage: Eukaryota; Metazoa; Arthropoda; Insecta; Hemiptera; Cicadellidae. Gene Ontology annotation, molecular function: protein dimerization activity. The coding region runs from base 297 to 2783 and encodes 828 amino acids. The record is from RefSeq and is a predicted model, not a curated record. The transcript has 2 exons.
UUUAGUAGUUUUGCAUAGGCUACCUCAUAUAAAAUACUAAAUAUUUACAAGCUUACUCGAGCUCAAUACAUAAUAGCGGCCAGGUUACGUUACGUGCGCCCCACCCCCUUUUAGAAUCAUAGACUCGUCCGAUGACUCAUGCAACCAGUGGUGAGUGAAACGUCAAAUGGACAGCUCUUAAUCCGCACGCUGCGUUGCAGGUUGAAUUAAGAUUACAAUUAAUUAUACGUAUCUAAUUGUGUUAAGUGUGUGUGUAUGUCAUGUGAGUAUUUACGUGUGCUACAAACAAAUUGGAAAUGUCCGGUAAUAAAAAACCUUCGGGAGCAUUUCACCGCAAAAGGAAACUAGAGCGUUCUAAAGAAGAUGAGAAGCAAUCCAAAGUGUUGCAAAAGUUCUUGACAACUGCAUCAUCAAGUGAGAAAAUUGACAAUACUACAAAUAAGGUAACAAAACCCGAUGGAAACGAAAAGGAGAUAUUAUCUGAGAAUACUUCGCUUCUUCCUGAACCACCAGUUAUUGACAAAUCCGUUGAAGAACCGAAACCUGUAGAAAACGAAGUUGUAUCUCAUGAUCCCGGAAACUGGCCUGCUAACAUACCGACCUCUAUUAGCGACAUCAUCGUACAACGAGGACCUGAACAAGUAUUUGAUGUAGAAUUCCCGGUUAAUAAUCAAGGACGUCGUUUCAGCGUAAAUUCCUACCGUAGGCGCAUGGACAAUGGUGAAGAAAUUUCGCGUCCCUGGCUUGUAUACUCAAUAUGUAAAGACGCAAUUUUUUGUUUUUGCUGCAGACUAUUUGGUAAAACUCAUUCUUCGCCACUGACCUCUGAAAAUGGUUACUGUGAUUGGAAACACAUGUCAGGGCUCUUAUCUGAACACGAGGGAUCUCCAUCACAUAUGCAAGCAUUCCAGACUUGGAUGGACUGUUCAAUUAGGUUAAAGUCUAGUAAAACCAUUGAUGCGAAAAACCAGGAAAUGAUCAAACGUGAAGUGGAGCGGUGGAAAGAAGUUAUCAAGCGAAUAGUGAUUUUAAUAGAGUUUCUUGGAUCACAAAACCUGGCUUUUCGGGGAUCUUCGGACAAACUAAAUGAAAGGGGAAAUGGAAACUUUCUCAAACUUGUAGAGUUUGUUGGUAAAUUUGAUGUUGUUAUUGCAGAACACAUCAGGAAGAUUACUUCUAAAGAAACCUAUGUACACUAUUUAGGAAAGAACGUGCAAAAUGAAAUAAUUAAAAUGCUAGGUUCAAUGAUUCACGAUCACAUUUUAAGUGAUGUCCUUAAGUCUACGUACUAUUCUGUCAUUUUAGACUGUACACCUGAUGUAAGCCGAACAGAACAAAUGUCGCUAGUUGUUCGAUUUGUGCAAUGUGAGUCAGGAGAAGAACCCGAAAUUCAUGAACGUUUCUUGGGGUUCAUCCCAGUUGAAUCUACAACUGGAGAAGCUUUGACAGACGUCCUUUUAAACAAGCUUAAAGAUAUGAAACUGUCAUUGAAGAAUAUGCGGGGACAAGGGUAUGACAAUGGAUCAAACAUGAAAGGGAAAAACGCAGGAGUGCAGAACAGAAUUCUAACACUGAACCCUCGCGCAUUUUUCGUUCCUUGUAGUGCACACUCUUUAAACUUAGUAGUGAAUGACUCUGCUUUGUCCUGUAAUGAAGCUGUAGGAUUUUUCAUGAUUAUACAAGAAGUGUAUAACUAUUUUUCUGCUUCGACUCACCGAUGGUCGGUGUUGAAGAAACAUGUGACUUCCCUAACAGUCAAACCACUUAGCGAAACUAGAUGGGAGAGCCGUAUCGAUGCAGUCAUUCCUUUCCGCUAUCAGUUAGGAGAAAUCUUCGACGCUUUGUUUGAGUUGUCAACAGACUCAGCUAUUGACGCCUAUGGAAGAAAUGCUGCAUUAGGUCUAGCUCGGAAAGUGAAAAACUACAGAUUCAUCUGCAGCUUGAUAGUUUGGCAUGCUAUUCUUUCUAGAAUAAAUGUUAUCAGUAAGCAGUUGCAAAAAGAAGACUUCAGUAUUGCUAAUGCAAUUGAACUGAUAUCUAGUGCAAAGACCUAUUUUGACAAGAUGAGGACUGAGAAAGGAUUUGAAGAAGUUCUAGUUGAUGCCAGAGAAGUAUCAGAAACAGUUGACAUUGAAGCAUCUUUUCCUCCUGAACACCAAGUUCGAGCGAGAAAAAUCAAACGGCAGUUUGAUUAUGAAGCACCAGACGAGCCCAUAGUGGAUCCAAAAAAGGCUUUCAGAAGUAAUUUCUAUUACCACGUCCUGGAUUGUGCAAUAAAUUCCCUUGAAGAAAGGUUUACUCAGCUGUCCAACUACAAUGACGUCUUUGGUUUCUGCUACAACAUAAAGAAAGAGGACAAAAGCUUACUGCUAAAAAAGUGUGCCGACCUACAACUAGCUUUAACAGAUGGGGACCACCGAGACAUUAAGGGGCAUCAAAUGUACCAAGAACUGUUAGUAGUUCAAACCCUAUUGCCAGAAAACUGUGGCAGCAAGCCUAUGGACGUAUUGAAGUACUUAACGAAAAACAGGUUGUGUGAAAACUUUCCUAACCUGUGUAUUGCCCUCAGGAUAAUAUUAACUAUACCGGUAAGCGUAGCCUCGGGAGAAAGGAGUUUCUCCAAACUGAAGCUAAUCAAAAACUACCUAAGAUCUAACAUGUCCCAAGAACGACUAGUAGGACUGUCACUAAUGUCAAUCGAAUAUGACGUGUUACAAAAAAUAGAUAUAGACACUUUUAUUAAGGACUUUGCGGAAAAGAAAGCUCGAAAAGUUUCAUUCUAACUUUCAUUUAUCUCUGUCCGUGUCCGUAGGAUUAAGUUUGUUUAUGUAAAAUAAAAUUCUAUGUUGAAUUAUACAUUGUUUAUAAUAUCUUC